Messenger RNA from Haplochromis burtoni (Burton's mouthbrooder), 3438 nucleotides. Its product is annotated as GTPase IMAP family member 8. Bases 714 to 2681 code for a protein of 655 amino acids. Lineage: Eukaryota; Metazoa; Chordata; Actinopteri; Cichliformes; Cichlidae. The transcript has 3 exons. Gene Ontology annotation, molecular function: GTP binding. The record is from RefSeq and is a predicted model, not a curated record.
UCCGGUCCUGUGGGGACGCGGACCACAGUGAAGAGCGUCGCACUAGCGAAGAGAGGUCUGUGUCGGACCCGUAAGAUGAUGAGGAGAGGAGUCCAACAGUGACCGGGACUGACCGGGACCAGCGCUGGUCCGGGCGGUCCUGGCGCUGCAGCUGCGGUUGUUACCGGUCCGGGUUUGUUAAUGUCAUACAGGUGCGCGCUGACAGGGAAACGUGUAAAGUACUCAGAUUCCAGAGCAUAACCUGUAACCUACUGGUUACAGAGGUGGAUUACAGUAGUUUGGACGGAGUCACGAGCUGCCUCCUCCAGAGAGGACAGAGUUCAGAAGGGUCUCGCCUCAUAUUUAAUGCUCUGAGAGUGAGGACAGCAGCAGGAAAGCUCACCUUCUCUUUUCACUGCGACUGUCACCGUUUUACCCGAGGGCCCGUGUGCACCAGUUCGUCCUGUUCUGCAGGUUGAUUUGAAACGGGGAGUGCAAACCAACGGCAGAGACUGCAUACCUGCACUCUGAAGGCUGACUGCACGGGGAGGUGGGGGCCGCUGCUCCAUAACAACUAAAAUGAAGAACGAGUGCACUUAUGUGUGUUUGUGCUUGAACUCACACACUCAGGUGUGACACAGGACUGUGAUUAUACUGCUCUUCAUCACUCUGACCUCUGUGUUUCCUGAGGAGGAGGAAGAAGACUGUCGGUGGAUCAACAUCUGGGUCCAGGAAUGGCUCAGUCUCCAGAUCCUGAUCUCACCGUCGUCCUGAUGGGACGCAGUGGAGUGGGAAAGAGCGCUUCUGGUAACACGAUUUUAGGACAAGCAGCGUUUAAGUUGAGUGGAGGGUGGGGACCGAUGACGAUGGGAAUCCAACAGGAAACAGGAACCAUUUUAGGAAAGCUGAUCCGAGUGAUCGACACUCCGGGAAUUGUAAGAUCAAAAGAGAAAGUGAAAACCUGCUGCCAGGGUCUCCUGCAGUCCUCCACCCCUCUGCUGUUCCUGGUGCUGGUUACAACUGGUCGUUUCACAGAUGAGGAAGAGGAGGCUGUGCAGGCAGCCAUCACAGUCCUUGGCGAUGAAGGUCUGGCAAACAGCUUCCUGCUCUUCACAGGUGGAGAUGAGCUGAACGUGUCACUGCAGGAUCACAUCAGCCAGUCUAAGAGAAGCCCACUCCAAGACGUCGUUAAGAAGUUUGGGGACAGGUAUCAUCUGUUCACCAAUGAAGAGCCUAAAGACAAGGGGCAAGUGGGAGAGCUGCUGAGGAAGGCUGAACGCCACAGGACCCGCGAGCUGUUGGGAUUCAAAGCAGAAGGUUUCUCCAUCGUCCUGCUGGGAAACACCGCUGUGGGCAAAAGCGCUUCUGCAAACACCAUCAUAGGCCGAGCGGCGUUUGAGUCGAGGGCUUCCCUCAAAGCGGUGACGACAGGAAUCGGAGAGGAAACGGGACAGAGGUUUGGGAAGCGGAUCACGGUGAUCGACACUCCGGGACUUUUAGGAUCAGAGGAGCUGAUUGAAAAGUACUACCUGGGCCUGCCCCGUUCCUCCACACCUGUUCUUCUGUCCCUGGUGGUGGUCAGAGUCGGUCGGUUCACCGAGGAGGACCGGCGUGCCGUGGAGACGGCGAUCAGAGUCCUCGGGCCUCGGCGGUUUGAGAACAGCUACCUGCUGUUCACAGGAGGAGACGCCUUAAAGGACAAAAGUCUGCAGGACUUUGUUUCUGAAGAUGAAGCAGGUCCUCUCCAUCAGGUGGUGCAGAGGUUCGCAGGGAGGACUCACCUGUUCAACAAUGAAGGAGGAGGACGAGAGCAGGUCAGAGAGCUGCUGCAGAAAGCAGCUGAUCGUCUCAUGGCGUCUCUCACACUGGUGGACAGGAGAGUCAUUCUGAUUGGUCUGUCUGGAGGAGGGCGGAGCUCAGCAGGAAACACCAUCCUGGGAUCGGAGCGGUUCCCGACAGGAUGUGGGUUUGAACCGGUCCCAGCUGAGGUGGUCUCUGGGUCAGCAGCAGUGGAGGGCUGUUGGAUCACCGUGGUCGACACUCCAGGAUUCACAGCCAGAGACUCAGAUGAAGAUCAGCUGGAAAAACGACUCGGGAUGAUUAGAAAACAGUCUGAUCCAGGACCUCACGCCGUGGUGUUCGUGGUCAGGAUAGGCAGGAUGUCCAGGGAAGACUCUGCGCUCCUCACCGCUCUCAUAAAAAUGUUUUAUAAUCAUCCUAGUAACUUCUCCAUGGUGCUCUUCACUCACGGAGAUGAGCUGAGAGGUCGGUCCAUUGAUCAGAUGAUCCAGUCUAACAGCUGUGUGUCUGCACUGGUCUCCGUGAGUUGUGGCAGAUUCUGUGUGUUUGACAAUAAUCAGAAAGGAAACAGAAAGCAGGUCAGAGAGUUCCUCCAUCAUGUAGAGAACAUCAUCUCAGAGAAGAGAGGAGAACACUUGGACCUAUAUGUACGGUCUACGGGAAUAAACUGGCUGAGUGAGGAAAGGGAGCAAAUGAAGACAAGGCACAUGCACAUGCACAGGGACAUGGACUGGUACAUGCACAGGGACAUGCCCAUGAGCAUGAGCAUGCGCAUGCUCAUGCUCAUGCACAGGGACAUGAGCAUGAUAUACCGUCCCAGAACGACUGUACAGAUCUGCUGUGGGUGUUUUUGCAGCACAGCCAGCCGUCUGGACAAACUCUUCAGAGAGCUGAAUGUCUGACUGUGAUUGGUGGAUGUUGACUGACUGGACUUUGUCUGCUUCCUGUUCAGGAUCAGCAGUUUUCUGAAACAUGAUUGGCCCUCUGUACUGUAACUUUUACUCCAGUACUGUUUCAUAGUACUUGUACUUUGUGUAAAACAAACAUAAAUACUUCAAACACUUUCCAUCUGAAUUGUUUGCAUUAAGAUCAGCUGACACAUUAAAGUACAGAGACAUGAGUGAAUCAACACGGUUAUUGCCAUGGUAACAGGUGUGUAUCAGGCUCACAUCAGUGAUUUAAUUUCUCCCUCACUGUGGAGGAUCGUCCACCGUCAGCAAAUUCAAUCUAACUUUAUUUAAAAAGCUUCUGUCCUGAAACAAACACGGUCACUGUGAUGGGGUUUGUUUGUGACGCUUCCUCUCGUCAUUAGUUUCUCUGGUUAUUGAUCUGCAGCACAGGCUGUUAGCAUGUAGCUCAUCACAAACAAGAAGAAACCUGAUCAGUGAUCAAUACCAUCCGACCAGCAGGAAGUGAUGUAGAGGUGAGUCGCUCUGAUCCUGCAGUGGCUGACCAGCUGAUCACCAUAGAAGAAGAGUGAGGAUGAGGAGGAGCUAAAGCUCUUGGCUCAGGCACAGCUAGCCCGCUAACAUACCUGUGUGUGGCAUUAAAGGUCACACAGAGAGCAGUUUAAGCACAUGAACCACACACCUGUACUUACGAUGCAGGUGGAAAAGAUUAAUGUUUUAUAAUUUUCUCCUUAUUCGUGCAGAUAAAAUA